Messenger RNA from Drosophila takahashii, 2712 nucleotides. Its product is annotated as nucleolar MIF4G domain-containing protein 1 homolog. Gene Ontology annotation, biological process: ribosomal small subunit biogenesis. The record is from RefSeq and is a predicted model, not a curated record. Lineage: Eukaryota; Metazoa; Arthropoda; Insecta; Diptera; Drosophilidae. Gene Ontology annotation, cellular component: nucleolus. Gene Ontology annotation, molecular function: protein binding; RNA binding.
UCCUCAAAUCACAACAACUUUUAAAUGUGAUCCGGCUGAAAUUGCUUGUAAAUCCCACUCUAAAAUGGUUAAAAUAAAGAAGAAGGAAGCCAAAAAGGAGGCCAAAAAGAAGCCUUUGACCCGCAAGGAGCAGCGAAAGCAAAAGACAGAGCUCAAAAAGCAGAAUAAACGUCUCUAUCACGCCGGCAAAACUAACGGUUCACAGCGCGUGGCGGCGGCGGCAGAGGCGUUGGCAGCGCAGUCACAGCAGGGGCAGAACAAGAAAAAGAAGAAAAAGGGCAAAAAACCUGCGAAAAAUAUUAUUGUAAAUCCCGAUGAAAUUCCCAAGGAGCAACUUUUAUCGGGGGAAGUGGCCAGCGAUGAUGACGAGUCCAUCGAUUCGGAUUUCAGUGAUCCCGAGGUGGAUGCCCUGCUGCCCAAGAGGCUGAAAGUGGAGGUUUACCAACCUCUGCAAGGGAAAAAGGAGGGGAAAAUCCAAGGAGGAGCCAUCCAAAGGCCAAAGGAUGAGGAGGCUGCCAGGAGAAAGGAACUCCGCCAGCAGCGGGAACUGGAGUCCAAGUCCAAGAAGCAGCGAUUGAAGCAGUUGCGCCUGGAGAACGAGGAGGAGGAUCGCGAGAUCAACAAGCUGGAGAAGAAACUGAAGCUCAAUAAAUCCAAGGAUAAGAAUCGUUUGGUCAGGAAAAUGUUCAACGAUGGCUUGGAUUACCUGCUGGACUUUGUCCUCGACGACGACGAGGAGAAGGCCAAGUGGGAGGAGAAGCAGGAGCGCAAGAAGCAACUGAAGGAGCAGCAGGCGAGGGAGGAGGCGGGCAUGUGGAGCGAUGAGGAGGAGGAGGAGCACCAGGAUGACUUCCCGGAGGAGGAUAGUGGCUCGGAGGAGGGUUUGGAUGAUGAGGAACUUAGUGGAGACGAAGAACAAAGCGAGGAGGAGUCGGAAGAGGAGGAGAAGGCACCUAAAGUCAAAGAAGACAUCUACGGACGCAAACGCGAUGCCGAGGGCAACAUCCUGCCCGAUCCUUUAGAGCAGGAAGCCUCUGCGGCUGGCCAAAAGUACAUACCUCCCCACCAGCGAGCUCUUUUGGCCGCCAGUGCGGGUUCCAGUGAAAAGCAGGCCGAGAUUCUGGCCCGCCUGCUCAAGCAAUGCAAAGGUCUGCUCAAUCGCUUGUCCGAGGCGAAUCUGCACAAGAUUGCCGCUGGCAUAGAGGCGCUCUACAUGAAGAAUUCCCGGUUUAACAUGAAUGAAACGUUGACGAAGUUACUUCAGGAAGCUUUGCUGGGCAGCACACGAACCAACGAGCGAAUGGUGCAGGAGCACAUGGUUUUAUUAGCCUAUUUGCAUGCCCAAAUAGGCAGCGAGAUUGGUGCACAUUUCCUACAGACUUUCAUAGAGCUUUUCGAUGGUUAUGUGAAAGAUAUUCUGAACCUCGAAGUGGAGGAUAAGCAGCUGAAUAACUUAGUCCUUGUCCUCUGCUACAUGUACCUCUUCAAGAUCUACGAAUUGAGUUUGCUAAUGGAACUGAUAGGCAGGCUAGCCGAUCAGCUUUGCGAGAAGAGCGUGGAGUGUCUUCUACUGAUCUUCCAAUCAAUUGGUUUCCGCCUGCGCAAGGAUGAUCCCCUCGCUUUCAAGACCAUGAUGAAUAGAGUUCAAUCCCAAAUUGCCUCUGCUCCUUUGGAACUGAAAGAGAAUCCCCGCCUGCGUUUCAUGGUGGAUAUACUAAAUGCUGUGAAGAACAACAACAUGCAAAAGCUGCCCCAAUAUGAUCCUGAAUUAGCAGAGAAUCUGCGAAAGCGUUUAAAGGCCAUGCUGAAAAACGAUCGCUAUGUGGUUACGCUAAACAUAACCCUCGAGGAUCUUUUGCGCGCGGAUAAAGUGGGCAAAUGGUGGAUCGUUGGCUCCGCCUGGACGGGAAAUCUCGACGAAAUGGGUUCAGCCAAGCAAACAAAGGAUAAGAACUCCAAAUCGAAGUCAGAAAAUGGAGGCUUUGCCGAUCAGCUACUCGAGUUGGCCCGAAAGCAGCAGAUGAACACGGCCGAAAGGAGAAAUAUCUUCUGCAUUAUCAUGAGUGCCGCCGAUUAUGUAGAUGCCUUCGAGAAGAUCCUGCACUUGGCUCUCAAAGAUCAGCGGGCGGUGGCCUAUGUGAUCAUCCAUUGCGCACUGAACGAGAAGCGUGCGAAUCCCUAUUACGCUCACUUGGCCCUCAAAUUCUGUCAGUUUAACAGAAAGUAUCAGCUGGCCUUUCAGUUCGCCAGUUGGGAUAGGAUUAACGAUAUCGAAAAGCUAACCAGGCCGCAAAUUCGCAACUUGGCCAGCUUCCUGCAACAAGUUAUCCUUGCCGCUGGUUUGCAGCUUUCUGUAUUAAAAGUGGUGGACUUUAUGCAGCUGGACAAGCUGAGUUUCUACUUCAUGAAGGAGGUGAUGGUUCGGUUGCUUCUGUCGCCCGACGAGCGGGAAGUCUAUCAGACCUUCGAACGGGUGGCUAAGAACACCAAGUUGCAGCAGUUUAAGCAGAGCAUUCGGCUCUUCCUGCAGCACUUCCUCCUGCAGGGCGACCAACUGCAGAAGCUGAAGCUCAAGGAGGAGGAGCAACAGCUGCUGCAGCAGCGCGUGGAUCACCUGGACAAGCUGCUCGCCUAUGUGGAUCUGUAGAUAUAGGUAGUUUAUAAAAUAAACUUGUACUUUAAGAGUAAAAUAUACUUUUUGUAUGUUGAAAA